CUAAAAGAGAGUGCUAAUGGAAUCCACAGUCUUCAGUGCGAGUCCAAGUGCAUCUUUGGGAUUUCCAAAAGGCCUCCUGGUUUGCCCGCGUCGCCUCAGCAGAUCAACGCCUUCUUCAAGAACAGCAACUACAUGAUCAUUUCCGCGCCCGAGAACCGGUACUCUUGGUUUCUCUUCACCGAAGUCGAUAAAGUCUAUGGAAAGGAUAUUCCCAGGUACACCAAGGAGGACGAACUUCAGCUUGCGGAGGAACAUUUCGGAGAUCAGUUGACCGAAACAACGACUUUCAAGGAUCUCUAUGAACACAGACUGCAAACCUCUCUUGUCAGUAUUAAAGAUCAUGUUUUCCCACGGUGGCAUUAUCGGAGGAUUAUCACGAUCGGUGACGCGGCGCACAAGUUACAUCCCAUCAGUGCCCAAGGAGGCAGUGGCGCGAUGGAGACGGCCGCCUUCCUUGUCAGCAAACUUGUUGACGCUCUUCAAGAACAAGACGCGAAAGGAUGGCUGACAGAAGGCGAAAUUGACGCAAUCUUUACUGAUGUCCAGGCAAAGCGAUUUUAA
This is a messenger RNA of Fusarium pseudograminearum CS3096, 561 nucleotides long. RefSeq lists its product as uncharacterized. The record is from RefSeq and is a predicted model, not a curated record. The transcript has 4 exons. NCBI's taxonomy places the organism in Eukaryota, Fungi, Ascomycota, Sordariomycetes, Hypocreales, Nectriaceae. The annotation marks the transcript as partial. Gene Ontology annotation, molecular function: FAD binding.